AUGCAACACCCUUUGUUCCCCCCUUCUCACCCUUCCCCUGCUUCCUCCCCACCCUUCCUCCCCCACUCCCCGCUCCCAGCAUCCGCCUGCGCCCAGAAUCUACCGCGCCCCGGCCCAGUGGCAGCAGGAGGGGGUGGCGGAGUGGCAAUGGGGGGAGGGCCCGGGGGAGCUGCAGCGGGAGGGGGAGGCGGAGCAACAACAGGGGGGUUCGGGGGACCCUUUCCACGAGUGGCGCAGCAGGGGCAGGGGGGAGAGGCUGGACAGCUGGGGGACCUCUAUGCUCAUCUGGACGCUGAGCUGGAAGGUCAGCAGAACGAGGACAUCAACGGGCACAUGCACGUCUUCGCCUUCAGUGUUGACAACACCACGUUCAACCUCCUCUACGUGAUCACUGUAUCGCAUGUCCCGGACCAAGCAACCCCCACCAACGCUACCAUCACCAGCAGCCAGAACGACACAGUGCUGUUUAUCCCUGCCACGUGGCGCGAAACCACUGGCCAGCAGGGGUUCAAGAUGGACGAUGAUGGCAUGAUGGGUUGCUCUGGAGGAAUGAUGAAUUGCUCUGGUUACAGUUAUGCAGCCGCGGGUUACUGGCCCAAUGUGAAUCCAACGUCCGCACGCGCCCAGCAGCCUCCUGCGGGCCCGUUACCAGCAGCAGGGGGAGGUGGAGCAGCAGGGGGGGGACUGCCUGUGCCAGCAGGGGGAGGGGGCGCACCAGCAGGGGGGGGAACGCCCUUGCCAGCAGGGGGAGGCGGAGCAGCAGGGGGGGGAAUGCCUGUGCCAGCAGGGGGAGGGGGCGCAGCAGGGGGUGCAGGCGGAGCAGCAGGGGGAGUGCCUGUGCCAGCAGGAGGAGGGGCAGGAGGGGGAGUGCCUGCACCAACUGGGGGCGGAGGAGCAGCAGGAGGAGGUGCUGGGGGAGCAGCACCAGGGGGGGGAGCAGCACCAGGGGGGGGAGCAGCACCAGGGGGGGGAGCAGCACCAGGGGGGGGAGCAGCACCAGGGGGAGGGGCAGCACCAGGGGGGGGAACGCCUGUACCAGCGGGGGGAGGUGGAGCAGCGGGGGUGGGAGGUCCUGGGGGAGCAGCAGCAGGGGGAGGUCCUGGGGGAGCAGCAGCAGGGGGAGGACCUGGGGGAGCAGCAGCAGGGGGAGGACCUGGGGGGGCAGCAGCAGGCGGGGCACCUGGGGGUGGCUGA
Messenger RNA from Closterium sp. Naga37s-1, 1194 nucleotides. Lineage: Eukaryota; Viridiplantae; Streptophyta; Zygnematophyceae; Desmidiales; Closteriaceae. The record is from the annotation of a GenBank genome assembly.